Drosophila takahashii is the source of this 1132-nucleotide messenger RNA. Its product is annotated as capping protein-inhibiting regulator of actin dynamics. The record is from RefSeq and is a predicted model, not a curated record. Lineage: Eukaryota; Metazoa; Arthropoda; Insecta; Diptera; Drosophilidae.
CCCAUUUCAUCAGUCGUUAGCCGGCCACCGACUCCUAAACAACAAACUAAAAUUCUAUAGUUUUUAAAUUUUUUUCGUCUAAAAAUCAAGAAACCAAAAUUUCUCAAAAAAAUACAUCUGCAAUAGAAAAAUUCUGAAAAGCAUAAAGAAAUCGGCAAGGCUCUCAGUUCUUACAAAACCAAAAAAAAAAUUAAAAAAGUAAAACCGCGCGGAAAACCCAUAUAACAAAUAUAUCACUGUAAAAUCUAGAAAAAAAAUGCAACGUUCGGUUUUCAAGAGCACCUUUCUGAUCCUGCUGAAAAGGUCCUUCCACCUGGAGUCUUCGGCUCCUGUUGCUGCCAAAAGUAGCUGCCUGGAUCUCUUGGGUCGCCUGCUCCAAGGGCGAUUGAACCUUUUGGGAGGUCGUCCUGUUCCCUUUAGAUUUCUGCCCAUCUUCAAGGGCGACAAUCGCAGUCUGUACUUCAAUGCCGAUGAGGACGAGGAGUUCCGCCGUCGCCUGGCCAUGCAGCUGAAGGAGCUGCGCGAGGCGCUGCAGGAAACGCAGGAGCUGCGGGAGAGACAGGAGGACGAACUGCAGGAGGAGCUGCAGCUGCGGGAGCAGGAGGAGGAGGAGUAUCAUCCGUAUACGACAAGGUCGCGGGAGAUUUCCGCGGAGGAUCUGAGCGAAGAGGAGCUGAACGAGAUGCGCAAGCUGCGGAUGAGUUCCGCUGGCCAGGAUGGUCGGGAUCAGGAGGGAUCCACCAGUGGUAGCUCGGAGCAGGAAACCAGUGAACUAGAAGGCGAGGAGACCGCAGCGGAGGCCAGGGAGCCGCAGGAUCCUCAAGAAUUCGAGGUUCGAGAGGUUCGCGAGGGCGACAUCGAGGGCGUCUACUGGACGGGCGAGGGCAAGCGGAUAGUGACCCAAACCCCACAGCGGAAGACGGGACACUCGGGCUUUAUCGACGGCGAGGGCGAGGAGAUACCCCUGGAGGAGCUGCCCCAUCAUCGGGAGGAUCCUUCCUCCUCUCCGCCAGCGCCUCGGGCACAGGACGAGGGAAGCCGCAAAUCGCCGUCGGCCAGCGAUUCCGAUGAAUAGCUAAAUUGCCAUUCGACGAGCAAACCCUCUAAAAUAAAUACAAAAGGCUAAAGACAA